AUGACCGCCCAGACGCUGCGGGAGAUCUCCGCGCACAAUUUGCGCACCUUCAGGCACCACUAUGUCUCGGAAAUCUCGGGGUCGCUGGGCGAUCUUGGUACCUUCCUGCCUAUCGCGAUCGCGCUAGCUGUGAAUGGAACGGUGUCGCUGGCCAGCACUUUGAUCUUUUCCGGCAUUUACAAUAUCCUCACAGGGUUGUUCUUCGGUAUCCCGUUGCCCGUGCAGCCGAUGAAAGCUAUUGCGGCAGUCGCGAUCGCCCGCAGCUUCUCCAGUGGUUCGAUCGCGGCGGCCGGGAUCUUUGUUGGUGCCUGCAUUCUGGUAUUCAGCAUCACCGGACUUCUACACUGGUUCGCCAACAUGAUUCCCAUCCCGGUCAUUAAGGGGAUUCAGGUCGGCGCGGGCUUAUCGCUGAUCAUCUCUGCCUGCGGUAGCAUGCUGCGCCCACUGGACUGGAUCAGUCCAUCUUGGGCGGACAACCGUAUCUGGGCGAUUGUGGCAUUCCUCGCCUUGAUCAUUACUAGUGUGUACCGCAGGGUUCCAUACGCAUUGACCCUAUUUGUCAUUGGUCUAGGCUUCGCCAUCAUUUGCACCGCGCUGGCGGGCCAUCUUCCUGCUUUCACUCUUUGGCACCCGUGGCUCGUGCUGCCGACUCCCCACCAGUGGCGUCUUGGUGCUUUGGAUGCUGGUAUUGGACAGAUUCCUCUCACGACGCUCAACUCCAUCGUGGCGGUCACCCACUUGGCCAGCGAUCUGCUGCCAAAUGUGCGCACUCCCUCGAUCACCCACAUCGGCCUCAGCGUGGCCGGCAUGAACCUGCUCGGUUGCUGGUUCGGUGCCAUGCCGGUCUGCCAUGGAUCCGGCGGUCUUGCAGCGCAGUACCGCUUCGGUGCCCGCUCAGGCGCAAGCGUGAUAUUCCUGGGCGUGCUUAAACUUCUCAUUGGCUUCCUGUUUGGCGAGACCCUGGUCGACUUGCUCAAGCGCUUCCCCGCCGCGUUCUUGGGCGUCAUGGUCAUAGCGGCAGGCCUGGAGUUGGUGAGUGUCGGUGAGAGCCUCAACACCUCGGGUGCUCGGGAUCUAGCCCAGGGUGGAAGGGGCAUGCUGGGAGCAAUGGAUCAGCACAUUGGCCCCGUUUGCACCGACGAGGAGCGCAAGCGUCGCUGGACUGUUAUGAUGGUUACCGUUGGUCUGCUAGUUGGAUUUAAGAAUGAUGCAAUUGGUUUUAUUGCCGGUAUGCUGUGCCACUGGGCCUACGAGAUUCCGAACUGGUGGGAGAAAGGGCGCAGCCGCUGGGCAGAGGGCCGCCUUCGCUUGCGGUAG
Penicillium canariense is the source of this 1317-nucleotide messenger RNA. RefSeq names its product putative sulfate/molybdate transporter. The transcript has a single exon. The coding region runs from base 1 to 1317 and encodes 438 amino acids. The record is from RefSeq and is a predicted model, not a curated record. Gene Ontology annotation, biological process: molybdate ion transport. Gene Ontology annotation, molecular function: molybdate ion transmembrane transporter activity. NCBI's taxonomy places the organism in Eukaryota, Fungi, Ascomycota, Eurotiomycetes, Eurotiales, Aspergillaceae.